AUGGACACCUCAACAAUGCAAGAUGUACCAUAAUGUACCACUUUUGAAAUGGGUUUCUAGCAGUUCAGAUCUGUCACCUAUUGAAACUUGUGGCACGAGAUGAAAAAGGUUCUACGACAACAUCCUGCUCGUACAAUCACCGAACUGAGGCAAAAGCUUCAAGAAGUAUGGGAUUGUUUUACACCAAAUUUUUGCCAAAACUUGGUUAACACUAUGCCCCAAAGAAUUUCAGCCGUAAUAAAAAAUUAAGGUGAUGUUACCUAAUGGUAAUCUUUCGACUUCGCG
Messenger RNA from Acanthoscelides obtectus, 285 nucleotides. NCBI's taxonomy places the organism in Eukaryota, Metazoa, Arthropoda, Insecta, Coleoptera, Chrysomelidae. The record is from the annotation of a GenBank genome assembly.